CAACACCACACGACACUUCGCGACUUUCACUACCCACGCCGCCACCUUUCACUCUCUCACCAGCCCACGUGCACUGCUGCGCGCACUUGUAGAAGAGUUUCUUUCGUCAAAGACGCCUUGUCCGCCGCAUCCACUCAUCGCGUGGUGGCAGUUCUCGCUUGGAAGGCACAUCGCGCAAGAGGAAGCUGCGACCGAGAACCGGGCAGUCGCACAACACAUUGCGUCUUCUGCUUCGGGCCACCUGGCAGGUGUAUUCUUUGCGCUUGUUACCUAGUUAGAAGCUGGUGUCUACGGCUCGUCCGUUUGCCCGCACUGCAACGCGCGGGUCAGGCUUAGAGCCUUCUGUAGAGACGUUUUUUGAAUCUUGUUGCGCAUAUAGCAUAAGCUACAUACGUGGUUGCAUAUUGAGCCCAUCUACCUCGUGUCCAACACCAUGUCCGAAGAAAUACGCCGCUCCGGUCGCGCCAAUAAAGGCCACCACACGAAGAACCAAGAUACCCUUGAAGAGCCCUCACCAGCUCCAAAGCCCAAGACGCAGCCAAAGCCCGAGAAGAAAGCACAGGGAAGCACAAAGGGUCAACCCAAGGGCCAGGCUGCGCGUGCCCAGUCAACGCAGUCUGUUGAGCAAGAAGUGGAGCAGGAAGAGGAGGAAGAAGAGCAAGAAGAGGAGGAGGAUGCCAUCAUUCGCUGCGUUUGUGGCGACCAGCGCGACAUCCGUGGACGGCAAAUGAUCUGCUGUGACAGUUGCACGGCCUGGCAACAUAACAAAUGCUUAGGCUUGCCCGAGGGCGACUUUUGGGAGGGCAAAGACUACUAUUGUGAAAAAUGCAAGCCAGAACAGCAUCAAGAGCUGCUCGCCGCCAUGGCGCGGGGGGAGAAGCCCUGGGCCCGCAAGAAGGGCUCCAAGCCAAAGGCUCGCCCCAGCGACAUUAAGCAGGAAGGCACUUCUGAAAAGGCAACGACACCACAGCAAUCAGCUACACCCUCACAAGCAGAUCCAGCUCCCGUUCAAGCGUCGACUCCCACUCCCGCCCCUGCCUCCGUGCCGACUCAGGAUACGUCGAACGGUCAUACUGACACAAAGGGCAACAAGAGCCAGCCACAGUCUCCGUCAGGCGAGAAGCGCCGCCAUGAGCCAACCACGGAGAAGGCCAAUGCAAGCAAGAAGCGCAGAAAAUCCAGCCACCAAGAGCCCAAAGCCACCUCGCAAAGCGCGCCAGGUGAGGACAUUGAUGCUCUACCUCAGAAUCAGAAAGCCCUUGCGGAAAAGCUUCGAGAGACUCUCACGCCGUUGAUCAAAACUGCUUCGGAUGCGAGGGGCUACCGCAUCCCAGAUGGAGAGACAGCCAAAUCUCUCGCAACACGGAUGACUCUCCAAAUCAGCCACGCCGCUUUUAGGCAAUAUGGCGAGCCCACUGGGGCGGAUUCGCCCUACUUUGCCAAGCUGCGUACCAUCAUGUUCAACGUCAAGAAGAAUACAGUUCUCAUAGAUCAGCUACUGUCUGGUAGCCUGAAGGCACAAGAAUUCGUGGGCAUGGAGGCUGAAGAGAUGGCGAGCGAGGACAAACAGCGUGAAUAUGCUGUUAUGAGAGAAGCGGCUGAGAAGCAGAUGAUUUUGACUGAGGAAGCUGGACCUCGUAUGCGCAAAACACACAAAGGUGAGGAACUCGUGGGCGACGACACUGCCGAUAACCACGAGUUCAAGCAGCCCAACCUACGUGAACGAGAAAGCGUGGACGAAACAGCAAUGCAAUCACCCAUUGGCACUCGCCCAUCAGAGACUCCGGCAGAUGCAGCACGCGGCCCACUCUCAUUGGAUACAUCCGAGGUGCAAACAGAUAGUACGAGGCGGCCAUCGACCAACUUCGAUAUCAAUUCGGUAUUUGAUAAAGUCCGAUCGCCACAGCAUGAUCAGCAAGCGUUUAUACAGCGUCGUCAAAGCUCCAUGCACAUGCACGACAAACCACAGGCUCCUGUUGAUGAUGCAGAUGUGGAUCGACUACUCAAAGACGAAGACAAUGACGUGGAGAUGUCAGGAUACUCGUCGGAUCCGACUGUCUGCUGGCAAGGAUCCAUUAGCAUGCAGUCCAUGGAAUCGUUCGACGCUGUCGCUCGUUUCGUCGCCGGUGGCGAUUUCAGCCAGGUCGUCCCGUGGGAGAAGCUACUGACUAACGCACUAUCUGUUCAAGGUCGGAUAGAAAGCGCCAAGGGAGACGACUACAUUCGGGGCAUAGGACACACGGAAAGUCACGAGGUGGCGAUCCUUGCGGUUAGCCCCGUCACUUCAAACGGACGUGCAAUCAUGGAUCAUCUAUACAACUACUUCCAUUCACGAGGGCGCUGGGGUGUGGUUCCUAUCGACAACUUGGGCAACGAUAUCAUGCGGGACCUUUACGUCAUUCCAAUCGAGGCCGGUGGUAGCAAUCUCCCGCCCUUUAUCGACAUGCUCGAGUAUUGCACUAUCGAGACGCCCCGCAAGGAGCAUAUGUUGCUGCUCGCCCUCAUUGCCAAGCUUCCUGAGGUCAAGCCUGCAACACAGCAUUUUGAGCGCUACCCAGCACAAGAAACCACCGCGGGUCAGGCCGCUCAGACUGGAAGUACUGUUCCGACGAAUGGCCCCAGUCCAUCCCCAGUCCCCAAUCCUCACGGUCCGCAGUUCUCACCAGUGGGCGCAACCUUCUCUCCGGGACAGUACGGCAAUCCAUUUGCUCAAGCGCCAGCGAACAACGGACACCAACAGCCACAGCUCCCUGCGAACGCUCCACCGCAUCAUCAAACACCGAAGGCACUCGAGAUUUUUGGGCCGUACAUUGACGCGCCCGUCAUCGUUCAGAUCCUCGGCUCUAACCUAUCCCAGAACCAGGCGGUGUCAGAGUUGCAGAUGAUCAAUUUGAGGCACAUUGUCGAGCACAUUCCCGAGGCUCGGACCAAUCUCUCUGUGCUCACAGACCAUCUGCGGCAGAAAACUGGGGCAAAUAACCGGGAAUAAAUUGGGAUAUUGUGAGCCCGAGCGAAUUACCCAUAAGGCGUCAGAUCUGGUUGGAAAUUUUACUUUUGGCGUCCGUGGCGCUGGAUGGGGUCGGCACGGUGUGGCGACUACAGGCUGGAGGGGUUGCGUUUCUUUCGUCUGAUACCCGUACGUGGCGCUUGCUCGAUGGAGGCGUAGAAGCGCCGAACAGUCUUUCUUUUUCUUUUUGUCCUGGAUAACUCUUCGUGCAGCUUAUCGUGCGGCUUACCUCCAAAAAACUUCCCUUCUGUUGCGCAAGCCUUUACGGCGAUUCGUGCUUAUGCGUUCUCUCAUUGAUGGUAUCAUUGUGUUAUGAAAUGUCUUUUUGUGAUUUGAACGAGUGUUACUGUGCUGUUAGGACUAUCUCUAAUCAAAUCAAAUCAACC
Cucurbitaria berberidis CBS 394.84 is the source of this 3393-nucleotide messenger RNA. RefSeq lists its product as uncharacterized. The record is from RefSeq and is a predicted model, not a curated record. The transcript has 3 exons. Bases 434 to 2989 code for a protein of 851 amino acids. NCBI's taxonomy places the organism in Eukaryota, Fungi, Ascomycota, Dothideomycetes, Pleosporales, Cucurbitariaceae. Gene Ontology annotation, molecular function: RNA polymerase II transcription regulatory region sequence-specific DNA binding. Gene Ontology annotation, cellular component: nucleus. Gene Ontology annotation, biological process: transcription elongation by RNA polymerase II; transcription elongation by RNA polymerase I; DNA-templated transcription.